AUGGGAAGCUUCCAGCUCCGCAGCCCCACCACCACCACUACCAACCCCAGCGCUGCCACCGCCCACCACCACCAACACCAUCACCACCACCACCAACUCCAGUGCUGGCACUGCCCAGCCUCUCCCGCCCAACCAUCACCACCACCACCAACCCAUUGCCGGGAACACCGCAACCACCACCGACCCGCCCCGGCCCAGCCCAGGCACCAUGCCCCCACCGCCACCAUUCCCGGCCCCAGCCUCGGCCCCACAUCUCCACCACCAACAUCCCCGGCCCCAGUCCUGGCACCACAUGCCCACCGCCACCAUACCCGGCCCAAGCCUCGGCCCCGUAUCUCCACCACCAACAUCCCCAGCCCCAGCACCGCACCCUCAACACCACCAUCCCUGGCCUCAGCCUCGGCCCCGCUCCUCCACCACCACCAUCCCCAGCCCAAGCCUCGGGCCCGCACCCCCACCGCCACCAUCCCCGGGCCCCUGCACCGCACCCUCAACACCACCAUCCCCGGCCUCAGCCUCAGCCCAGCUCCUCCACCACCAACAUCCCUGGCCCCGGCACCGCACCCCCACCGCCACCAUCCCCGGCCCCAGCACUGCACCCCUACUGCCAUCAUCCCUGGCCAUCGCACCGCACCCCCACCGCCACCAUCACCAGCCCCGGCACCAAACCCCCACUAA
Molecule: messenger RNA, 678 nt
Organism: Macrobrachium nipponense
Lineage: Eukaryota; Metazoa; Arthropoda; Malacostraca; Decapoda; Palaemonidae
Exons: 1
Coding region: 1-678 (225 amino acids)
Source: RefSeq, a predicted model, not a curated record